Manis javanica (Malayan pangolin) is the source of this 2946-nucleotide messenger RNA. It is a transcript of the gene MAP4K2, whose product is annotated as mitogen-activated protein kinase kinase kinase kinase 2. Gene Ontology annotation, cellular component: cytoplasm. Gene Ontology annotation, biological process: intracellular signal transduction; protein phosphorylation. The record is from RefSeq and is a predicted model, not a curated record. Gene Ontology annotation, molecular function: MAP kinase kinase kinase kinase activity; ATP binding. Lineage: Eukaryota; Metazoa; Chordata; Mammalia; Pholidota; Manidae.
GGCUCGGCUGCUCCGCAGCUCGCGCGCGCCCGCCCGCCGGCCCGCCCGGCGCCGGGCCAUGGCGCUGCUGCGGGAUGUGUCGCUGCAGGACCCACGAGACCGCUUCGAGCUGCUGCAGCGCGUGGGGGCCGGGACCUAUGGCGACGUCUACAAGGCCCGCGACACAGUAACGUCCGAACUGGCCGCGGUCAAGAUAGUCAAGCUAGACCCAGGGGAUGACAUCAGCUCACUCCAGCAGGAAAUCACCAUCCUGCGUGAGUGCCACCACCCCAAUGUGGUGGCCUACAUUGGCAGCUACCUCAGGAAUGACCGCUUGUGGAUCUGCAUGGAGUUCUGUGGAGGGGGGUCCCUGCAGGAGAUUUACCAUGCCACCGGGCCCCUGGAGGAACGGCAGAUUGCCUAUGUGUGCCGAGAGGCAUUGAAGGGUCUGCACCAUUUGCAUUCUCAGGGGAAGAUCCACAGAGACAUCAAGGGAGCCAACCUUCUCCUCACCCUCCAGGGAGAUGUCAAGCUGGCUGACUUUGGGGUAUCAGGCGAGCUGACGGCAUCUGUAGCUAAGAGGAGGUCUUUCAUUGGGACUCCAUACUGGAUGGCCCCGGAGGUGGCCGCCGUGGAGCGCAAAGGUGGCUACAACGAGCUGUGUGACGUCUGGGCUCUGGGAAUCACUGCCAUCGAGCUGGGCGAGUUACAGCCCCCUCUGUUCCACCUGCACCCCAUGAGGGCUCUGAUGCUCAUGUCAAAGAGCAGCUUCCAGCCACCCAAGCUGAGAGACAAGACUCGCUGGACCCAGAAUUUCCACCACUUCCUCAAGCUGGCCUUGACCAAGAACCCCAAGAAGAGGCCAACAGCAGAGAAGCUUCUGCAGCACCCAUUCACAACCCAGCAGCUCCCUCGGGCUCUCCUCACACAGCUGUUGGACAAGGCCAAUGACCCCCAUCUGGGAACCCUGUCCCCAGAAGACUGUGACCUGGAGACUUACGACACAUUUCCAGACACCAUUCAUUCCCGGGGUCAACGAGGCCAGGCCGAGAGGACCCCCUCGGAGAUCCAGUUUCACCAGGUGAAAUUUGGCGCCCUGCGCAGGAAGGAAACGGACCCGCUAAAUGAACCGUGGGAGGAGGAAUGGACGCUGCUGGGGAAGGAAGAGCUGAGCAGGAGCCUGCUGCAGUCAGUCCAGGAGGCCCUGGAGGAAAGGAGCCUGACCAUCAGGCCGGCCCUGGAACUCCAGGAGCUGGACUCCCUGGACGAUGCCGUAGGAACCAUUAAGCGAGCCCCGUUUUUGGGGCCAUCCCCCUCUGAGCCUCCUGCUGAGGACCCUUUAUCCAGCCCAAGAGGAACCCUGCCCCCACCUCUGCCAGGCGCCGACAGCCCCCCACUGCUUCCCACCGCCUGGGCCACCAUGAAGCACCAGGAGGAUCCUGAGAGAUCGUCCUGCCACGGGCUCCCCCCGACCCCCAAGGUGCACAUGGGUGCCUGCUUCUCCAAGGUUUUCAAUGGCUGCCCCCUGCGGAUCCACACUGCGGUCACCUGGAUUCACCCUGUCACCCGGGACCAGUUCCUUGUGGUGGGGGCCGAGGAAGGCAUCUAUACCCUCAACCUGCAUGAACUGCACGAGGAUACACUGGAGAAGCUGAUCUCACACCGCUGCGCCUGGCUCUACUGUGUGAAUAAUGUGCUGCUGUCACUCUCAGGGAAAUCAACACACAUCUGGGCCCAUGACCUCCCGGGCCUGUUUGAGCAGCGGCGACUACAGCAACAGGUUCCCCUCUCCAUCCCUACCAACCGCCUCACCCAGCGUAUUAUCCCCAGACGCUUUGCCCUGUCCACCAAGAUUCCUGACACCAAAGGAUGCCUUCAAUGUCGUGUGGUGCGGAACCCCUACACGGGCAGCAGCUUCCUGCUGGCCGCCCUGCCCACCAGCCUGCUCCUGCUGCAGUGGUACGAGCCACUGCAGAAGUUCCUGCUGCUGAAGAGCUUCUCCAGUCCCCUGCCCAGUCCAGCAGGGAUGCUGGAGCCCCUCGUGCUGGACGGGAAGGAGCUGCCCCAGGUGUGCGUGGGGGCUGAGAGCCCUGAGGGGCCGGGCUGCCGAGUCCUGUUCCAUGUCCUGCCCCUGGAGGCUGGUCUGACUCCAGACAUCCUCAUACCACCGGAGGGGCUCCCAGGCUCGGCCCAGCAGGUGACCCAGGUGGACAGGGAUACGGUCCUAGUCUGCUUUGACCGCUGCGUGAGGCUUGUCAACCUGCUGGGUGAGCCCACGGCCACACUCGCGCCCGUGCUGACAUUUGACUUCCCUAUUGAGACUGUGGUGUGUCUGCAGGACAGUGUGCUGGCCUUCUGGAGCCAUGGAAUGCAAGGCCGCAGCCUGGACACCAACGAGGUGACCCAGGAGAUCACAGAUGAGACGAGGAUCUUCCGAGUGCUUGGGGCCCACAGAGACAUCAUCCUUGAGAGCAUUCCAACCGACAACCCGGAGGCUCACAGCAACCUCUACAUUCUCACCGGCCAUCAGAGCAGUUACUGAGCGGGCCGGGUGGCCAGUGGUAGUCCCCUGCCCUACCCCCAUGCCUUAGCUGCCGUCCCUUUUAGGCAGAGGGACCCCGCCCAGAUCAGAGGAGCCCAAGGCCCCUGCUCUGCUGGUCUGAAGGGCAGAAAUAAUCCUGAGAAGUUUCAGGGCUGCAGAGGGCAGGGGAGCCCACCCCACAGCCCUGUUGUAACUGGACCAGAGGAAGCUGCUGUCACCUCUCCUGCCCUGCAGGCAGCCCAGGCCCUAGUGCCCUGUGGCAGGGGUCCUGGGCAGAGGGGGGGUGGGCCCUGGGCCAUCCAUUCCAUUUUGUUCCACAUUUCCUUUCCACUUUUCCUGCCGGGAGCCUGGCCCCUAUACCCUGUCCUGGGGAACAUGGUAUUUAAUAGAGAGACUAUAUUGGUAUUAAAGCUGGUUUGAUUUUA